AUGGAAAGAUCACUAACAGGCUCUCAAGAAGUCAAUAGCACGCUAAGCUUUAAUGGAAAUAUGAAACCAAUAUUGAAAUCCCCGAUUCCUACAGAAAAAAUAUUCGCCUUCACAGUAAUUCCUGCUCAAUCUGACCAUAAAAAGAGUAAAGUUUCUUUCAGGAAACCUGUACAAAACGUAGUGUUAGUUGAACCUAUAAUUUAUGAAUCUGAAAAGAAAAUUAAGAGUUGUGCAUGUGAAAUAUUUUAA
This is a messenger RNA of Blepharisma stoltei, 249 nucleotides long. The record is from the annotation of a GenBank genome assembly. NCBI's taxonomy places the organism in Eukaryota, Ciliophora, Heterotrichea, Heterotrichida, Blepharismidae.